AUGGCCAACAAAGUCUACAAAGAGAGAAGGUCUUCCAUCGAUCACCGCCAAAUAUCCUCAACAACCAAAACAUCAAAUGAAGCCCUCGAAGACGACGACGAGUACCUUCUGCCAGAGAAGCCCAUCUACUCAUCUACCUCAUCAUCCUCAUCCUCCUCAUCCUCAACCUCAUCCUCAAAAUCAGUUCCUACCACCAUCACCACCGACACCAAAUACAAAUGGAGCCUCGUGUACCGCAAUAUCCUCCUCAUGACGGUGAUCCACGGCCUGGGCAUCUACGGCGUCUGUCUGAUACCGCAGGGCAGCAUUGCCACCCUUUUCUGGAUCUGGCUCAUCCUCAUCUUCGGCGCCAUCGGCAUCCAAACAGGAGCCCACCGCCUGUGGUCUCACCGAGCCUACAAGGCCAGCACCGGCCUUCGCGUCGUCCUGGCGCUCUUCCACGUCCUCGGCCUCCAGGACGACCUCUUCACCUGGUGCCGGGACCACCGGGCCCACCACAAGUUCUCCGACACCGACGGCGAUCCGCACAACAGCACCCGGGGCUUCUUCUUCAGCCACGUCGGCUGGCUGCUGGUGCGAAAGCAUCCCGAGGUAAAACGGCGAGGGGCGACCAUUGACCUCAGCGACCUGAAGGCCGAUCCAGUGGUCCGCUUUCAGCGCAAGUAUUACCUCCCCCUGGUGCUGCUCUUUUGGGGAGCAUUGCCGGUGGCGGUGCCGGUGCUCUGCUGGGGCGAGAACCUGAAGAUGGCCUUCUUCACCUGCAUCUUCACGCGAUACGUCAUCUCGCUUAAUUACACGUGGCUGGUAAACAGCUGGGCGCACAUGUACGGCACGCGGCCCUACGACGAGGGCAUCGCCCCCGUGGAGGCGUCCAUACGCAACGUGCUCCUCGGCGAGGGUUUCCACAACUACCACCACGCCUUCCCCUGGGACUACUCGGCCAGUGAGCUGGGCGCCCUGGACGUCUUCAACCUGGGCACGGCGGCGAUCAACCUCUUUGCGGCCAUGGGCUGGGCGUGGGACCUGAAGCGGGCCAGUCCAAAGCUGGUGACGCAGAAG
Rhagoletis zephyria (snowberry fruit fly) is the source of this 1059-nucleotide messenger RNA. NCBI's taxonomy places the organism in Eukaryota, Metazoa, Arthropoda, Insecta, Diptera, Tephritidae. The record is from RefSeq and is a predicted model, not a curated record.